Recurvomyces mirabilis is the source of this 1701-nucleotide messenger RNA. It is a transcript of the gene VAC8, whose product is annotated as Vacuolar protein 8. The transcript has 6 exons. Gene Ontology annotation, biological process: nucleus-vacuole junction assembly; vacuole inheritance. NCBI's taxonomy places the organism in Eukaryota, Fungi, Ascomycota, Dothideomycetes, Mycosphaerellales, Teratosphaeriaceae. Gene Ontology annotation, molecular function: protein-membrane adaptor activity; protein binding. Gene Ontology annotation, cellular component: fungal-type vacuole membrane. The record is from RefSeq and is a predicted model, not a curated record. The coding region runs from base 1 to 1701 and encodes 566 amino acids.
AUGGCCGACCUAUGCAGAAGGCUUUUCGCCCCUUGUUGUGGUAGCCGAUCGAAAGUAGAUUACGACAAUGUCCUCGCCGACUCGGAACGGGAAGCUGUUGCCGACCUGCUCAACUUCCUCGAGAAUAGAGCUGAGACCGAUUUCUUCUCCGGCGAGCCUUUGGUGGCAUUGAGCACGCUGGUAUACAGUCAGAAUAUUGACCUACAACGAAGCGCAAGCUUGACAUUCGCCGAGAUCACGGAAAGAGAUGUACGGCCCGUGGACCGCGCAACACUCGAACCCAUACUCUUCCUCCUUGAGAGCCCCGACAUCGAAGUCCAGCGAGCAGCAUCGGCUGCAUUGGGCAAUUUGGCUGUAGAUGGCGCCAACAAAGUCCUGAUCGUUUCGCUCGGCGGCCUCACCCCACUCAUACGACAGAUGAACAGUCCCAAUGUCGAAGUACAGUGCAACGCAGUCGGCUGCAUCACGAACCUCGCGACACACGAAGACAACAAAGCACGAAUUGCACGAUCCGGCGCCCUAGCACCUCUGACCCGACUAGCGAAGAGCAAGGACAUGCGAGUACAGCGCAAUGCCACUGGUGCGCUUCUCAACAUGACACACAGCGACGACAACAGGCAACAAUUGGUGUCUGCCGGCGCAAUUCCUGUUCUGGUAAGCUUAUUGAGCUCCCCGGACACAGACGUGCAGUACUACUGCACCACGGCGUUGAGCAAUAUCGCGGUCGACUCGGCGAACAGGAAGAGAUUGGCGCAGACGGAGACAAAAUUGGUGCAGAGUUUGGUGCAUUUGAUGAAGGGUCAGGCGCCGAAGGUGCAAUGUCAAGCUGCUUUGGCAUUGAGGAAUCUGGCCAGCGAUGAGAAAUACCAAUUGGAGAUUGUGAGGGCGGGAGGUCUGCCACCAUUACUCAACCUGCUGCAGAGCAGUUAUCUGCCACUUAUACUUUCCGCCGUGGCAUGUAUCCGGAAUAUCAGCAUACAUCCCAUGAACGAGUCGCCGAUUAUCGAUGCUGGAUUCUUACGACCGCUGGUGGAUUUGCUGGGGAACACGGACAAUGAGGAGAUACAAUGUCAUGCGAUCUCUACGCUGCGGAAUCUGGCGGCGUCGUCAGACAGAAACAAGCAAUUGGUGUUGGAAGCAGGAGCGGUGCAGAAGUGUAAAGAGUUGGUUCUUGAAGUACCGCUAUCUGUGCAAAGCGAGAUGACGGCUGCGAUCGCCGUGCUGGCUUUAAGCGACGAGCUGAAGCCAGAGUUGCUCAACCUGGGCGUCUUCGAUGUCCUCAUCCCUUUGACGGAGAGCGAGAGUAUAGAGGUCCAGGGAAACAGCGCUGCGGCGCUUGGAAACCUGAGCAGCAAAGUCGGCGACUACACCCUCUUCCUUUCCUCUUGGAACCAACCCUCCGGCGGCAUCCACGGCUACCUCUCCCGCUUCCUCAACUCCGGCGACCCGACCUUCCAACACAUCGCCAUCUGGACGCUGCUCCAGCUCCUGGAAUCCGGCGACCAGAAGUUGAUCGAGACGAUUAAUGGGAGUCGGGAUGUUAUGGAGGUGGUGAGGGGGAUUAGUGAGAGGAAUGUGGAGAAUGAGGGGGAAGAGGGAGGGGAUGAUGCGGCGGAGAGUGAGGAUGGGGAGCAGGAGGUUGUGGCGUUGGCUAGACGGUGUGUGGAGAUUGGGGGUGGGGAGGGGGGGGACCGAGGGUGA